Molecule: messenger RNA, 1095 nt
Organism: Mycosarcoma maydis (corn smut)
Lineage: Eukaryota; Fungi; Basidiomycota; Ustilaginomycetes; Ustilaginales
Product: putative protein transport protein
Exons: 1
Coding region: 1-1095 (364 amino acids)
Biological process (GO): COPII-coated vesicle budding; positive regulation of TOR signaling; protein import into nucleus
Cellular component (GO): nuclear pore outer ring; COPII vesicle coat
Molecular function (GO): structural molecule activity; protein binding
Source: RefSeq, a predicted model, not a curated record
AUGACCACCGUCACAUCGUCCUCUGCAGGGCUCUCGCUCUCUGCAGAACGACCAAAGAACAUCGAGACUCAACACGAAGACAUGGUGCACGAUGCGCAACUCGACUUCUACGGCAAGCGUCUCGCGACGUGCUCUUCUGACCGCACCGUCAAGGUGUUUGAUAUUGUCAACGGCACUCCCUCCACCACUGCAGAGACGCUUCACGGUCACCAGGGACCCGUCUGGCAGGUUGCAUGGGCACACCCAACUUUUGGUGAUAUUCUGGCCAGCUGUUCUUACGAUGGAAAGGUGGUCAUCUGGAAAGACAACGGCGCAGGUGCUUCGAUCGGCGCUUCGGCUCCGUACGGCUCGCAAUCCGCUUAUGGAGCUCCUACAUCUUCGGCUGGCGGCUGGACCAAGAUCAAGGAGCACACUUUGCACACUGCGUCGGUGAACUCGAUUUCUUGGGCUCCUCACGAACUUGGCUCCAUCCUUGCCUGCGCUUCCUCUGACGGCAACGUCUCGGUUCUCACUUUCAACAACGACGGGACCUGGGCGGUCGACUUGGUAGCUGCUCACCCUGUCGGCUGUAACGCAGUGUCCUGGGCUCCUGCUGUGGUUCCAGGCUCUUUGAUUUCAGCACAGUCUGUAGGUGCUAACGCUGGUGCUGCAUCCAACGGCGAGGCAAAGCUCGUCAAGCGCUUCGCCUCGGCAGGCUGCGACAACACGGUCAAGAUCUGGGAAUUCAGCCAAGAGGCCAACCGCUUUGUCGAGGUAGAAGCGCUCCAGGGCCAUUCGGACUGGGUGCGCGAUGUAGCAUUUGCUCCCAACGUCGGCUUGCCCCGCAGCUACCUCGCAACCGCUUCGCAGGACCGGACCGUCUUGAUCUGGACCCAGGACUCGCCCACGGCAGCUUGGUCCAAGACCGCCUUGAAUCCGAUCUCGGCCUCAGCAGCAGCCGGUGCUGGUAGCAACAAGUUCCCCGACACAGUCUGGAGAGUAAGCUGGAGUGUCAGCGGCAACGUGCUGGCGGUUAGCUGCGGUGACGGCAAGAUUACCUUGUGGAAGGAGAACCUUAAGGGUGCCUGGGAAUGCGUUAGCGAGAUGGAUUCGUGA